AUGACUCUCUGGGAACUACACUGAACAACCAUAAGCCAUCAACAUACUCCCCAGGUGACAAAGGCCCAGGUGGCUUAGGUGCAACCGCAACAAAACGUCCACCUAUUCAUUUCAAUAAUAACUUGGGCACAUCCACUUGGGCUGGGACUACAGGUGGUGGAGCAGGAGCUGGAGUUGGGAGCAUUGGAACCGGGGAGAAGAACAUUCUUAAAGGAAACAGUGGAGCUAAGAAUUGUAGAAACUGUCAAGAUGAUAAGAAAGGCAAAAGUGAUGCAAAGACUGGAUUUGCUGGAGCAGGUUCUGCAAGGUCAGUGUUAGCCCGAAGUAGCUCUGCAUCGGGCACCCACAGCUCUGGAGGGUCUGAAAAACCUGGACUUGGCAGGAGACGAGGCAAGAAAAGGGAUUGUCACUCGCCUUUAGCUGUAGUAUUUCAUCCAGCCAAGCAGCAUGUCACACGUUGGGGUCAGAUAGCUGUGCAGAUAAUCUUUUGGUUCUUCCAUCUGCUCUCUGAUGUCCUUAGUAUGAGUGUUCGUCUCUUUGUGCAUCUGUGCACGUUUAUCUAUGACUGGUUGUGCACAUGGUCAGUCCACUCAUGGGAAAAGUUGAGUGGUACAAUACUGCAAUUCAAAAUUUUAGAAAAAUUAGGCUUUCGUCGUGGCUGGUGGAACAUCUGGAGAAGUCAGAGAAAGUCUUCAUGGGGAGAACACUCAUCAGCAUGUGGUGGGGAUGGAGUCGGUUUUAAGGAUGGCUUUCCACCCGGGUUGGAGAGUAAUAUUUCUUUACCUUCCACUGGUGAGGAAGCCAUGCGAAGGCUUCUGGCAUGCAAAGGGAAGGAUCCUUACAGCAUUCUGGGGGUAACUCCUCAGUGCACAGAUGAUGACAUAAAGAAGUACUAUAAGCGACAGGCUGUCUUAGUUCAUCCAGAUAAAAACAACCAGCCAGGUGCAGAAGAAGCAUUCAAGAUACUUGUUCAUGCUUUUGAACUUAUUGGGGAACCUGAACGACGGGCAGCUUAUAGUAGGAGAGUAGCAGAAACACAGCAAGUAGAACAGGCCUGGACUGAAUUGAGUGACUUAUUAUCACAGCUUCAUAAGAAAAUGGAGUAUGCUGCUAAUACCAUCAGAUGCACUAACUGCAGUAAACGUCACCGUCGCAUUCGUGUGGAUCGACCCUGCUAUGCAGCCAGAUUCUGUGCUCAGUGCAAAAUUCAUCAUAAUGCCAGAGAGGGUGAUAUCUGGGCAGAGAGCUCAAUGUUUGGCUUCUUGUGGCACUACUAUGCCUGUAUGGAUGGUGGAGUGUAUGACAUCACUGAGUGGGCUGCUUGCCAAGCUGACAACCUGCGCCAUUUACGUGCUAACACUCACAUUGUGCAGUAUCGCAUAGUCCUUGGGAAGCAGUCACAGCAGCAGUCCCAAGGAAGGCAUCAUAGUAACAGAACCACACACAGGACUGCUCCAGAUUCCAACAGUGAGCCUGAUUUGGAGAACUUCCUCAAUAACCUGUACAACCAGUCUGGUGGAAGUGGAGCAGGUGCAGGAGAAGGAGGAUACUCUGACCAGGGACGAAAUCGUAGGAAAGGCAAACGCAAAAAGUGAUUACAACUAGUAGGGUAAUUAUUAUGGUAUCACCAGUAAGUAAUUCAGUUACUACUGCAUUGGAACACACAAUUUCAAACUUCAUGCAACUGUAAACCCAUUUUUAGAUUUCUGGGUUCUCCAAUUGUUUAAGACAGUGGUUUUUAAAACAACACUUGAGUUCUGGCUGUGGGCAUGUCCUGUGUGGUAUUGAAUGUGAAAGGAGGUUAAACAUCUCACUUAACAUGUUUCAUUUGAAUCAAUACAUUUGAAAGACACUGCUGCAUGUCUUGAAACCAGAUUUUAAUAUUGUGCAUUGUUUCAGAAUUUGUAGGUUGAUAUGAAUAUGUGUACUACAGACAUUUAGACUGUGAAGUGUAAAUGUAUAGGGUAAAUGUGAAAUUUGUGAUAUGUAGCUGAUACAGUGGAACCUUGCCUAAUGAGCAUAAUUUGUUCCAGAAUCUUAAUCGUAAUGCGAAACAAUUUUUCCCAUAUAAAUUAAUGUAAAGUAUGAUAAUGCUUUCCAUGCCAAAAAAAAAU
Molecule: messenger RNA, 2114 nt
Organism: Cryptotermes secundus
Lineage: Eukaryota; Metazoa; Arthropoda; Insecta; Blattodea; Kalotermitidae
Exons: 8
Molecular function (GO): dopamine receptor binding
Source: RefSeq, a predicted model, not a curated record